AUGUCCCGGCGGGGGUGGGAGGGCAGGCGGGAUCACGGAAGGUGUGUUUUCGCCUCAGGACUCACCCCCACCCCGUCCCCCCAACAAGAAGGGUUCUUGCCUUCGUGUCCUGUCCUUUCUGAAAGCCAGGACUACUCUGCUUCCUCAGGGAGCGGGGGUCCUGCGGGUGGCCCCGUGGAUCGCAGGCUGUCUGUGCCCAGGCAGCCAGCUGGGGGGCCAGGGGCCAGGGGCCAGCCUUCUGUCAGGGACAUCCUGAGCGGAACACAGAGGUCAGUUAACCUUGCUCUGGCCCACCCCCCCCCCCCACCAGCCGAGAGGGCCCCAGCGCCGCCCACUCUGGAUCCCAAUGAACUGCGGCCGGCGGCAGUGGAGGUUUUAUAG
Molecule: messenger RNA, 381 nt
Organism: Rangifer tarandus platyrhynchus (Svalbard reindeer)
Lineage: Eukaryota; Metazoa; Chordata; Mammalia; Artiodactyla; Cervidae
Source: the annotation of a GenBank genome assembly